Molecule: messenger RNA, 906 nt
Organism: Colletotrichum phormii
Lineage: Eukaryota; Fungi; Ascomycota; Sordariomycetes; Glomerellales; Glomerellaceae
Exons: 3
Coding region: 113-826 (237 amino acids)
Source: RefSeq, a predicted model, not a curated record
GACAAACAACGCGUCAACGACUCGACGGACCAUACCGAGCAAAACCCUUCCUCCACGAUACACUCACAUCACGAACCCACCCAAAUCCAAAGACCCCAGCGCAUACGACAAGAUGGUCUCAACACGCUCCUCCUCCCGCGCCCUCCCAAACGGCCUCGACGCCUCCCCAAGCAUCCCCUCCACAGCCCGCGCCGUCGUCACAGCCGCCACAACCCACCCCGAAAACAAAUCCACCUCACAAGGCUGGUCCCACGCGCCAACCUCCCUCACCUGCUUCUGGCUCCUCGUCUCCCUGCCCCUCGUCAUCUGGGACACGGGCUACGUCCUCCUCCGUCCCUGGACAAUGCCGGGAGGCCACCUCCACUGGCCUGUCUGGGCACCCUACAAGCUCUACGGCGAGGUCGACCACGUAUAUGGAUGGAAGGCGUUCAACGCCGGCAACGGCUUCACGUCUGCGCAGGGCGCGUUGAAUGCUGUUGAGACGGUCAUGUAUCUUGCGUACUACUGGCUGUACUUCUCGCGGGGACGCGCCGUUGAUGGACCGGCUGGGUUGAAGAAGGUUGUCGGCGGAAAGGCGGGCGCGUUGGCUAUUGUCAUUGGGUUCAGCGCGGCUGUUAUGACGUUGAGCAAGACGGUGUUGUACUGGGCGAACGAGUACUUCUCCGGUUUCGAUAACAUCGGCCACAACCCCCCUCUGGACCUUCUCUUCCUCUGGAUCAUUCCUAACGGCGCAUGGCUCCUCGGAUCAGGCUACAUGAUCUUUUCCAUGGGCAGCGAGAUCGUCGACGGGCUGGCUCUCGCGUCGAAGACUACCAAGACUGAAUAAUGCACGUCGCGCUCGAGACGCCUUACGCGGAUUGACUCUUUGUGCGAGAAUAAAUAUAAGGUAGGGUAUCCGUGUCCUGU